AUGGAAAAGUUAUUCGAGGUUGCCAGCACUCUAGGUGUGAUCGACGUGCUUGUCCAAGCUGCAGGAAGCACGACCACUGGGGUUGUCGGAGACCUUGAGCCGAAGGCACAAUCCAAGGACUACAAGCUAGCUCGUCAUGCACAAUUACCUGAAGUCCUCCACGACGGAAUGAGCAUCUACUCCGGAAGGAAGCUAGCAUUUUUGAAGCUGGUCGAAUUUCGGGAAGCCGAGAGGCCUGACCUCCGUGUCUUCACCGUGCAUCUUGGUAGCAUGGUUGUGACUGAGACGAAUUGUGGAGCUAUGGUGGAUGCUUCGACACCGUUCGCAAAGGACAAGGGCAUACAGACCGGAGGACUUUCGCUAUAUCUCGCCCAGAAGAGAGCAGACUACCUUAGAGGCAGCUUCAUCAGUGUCAAUUGGGAUGUGACAGAGAUGGGAGCUCACCAAGAGGAGAUCAAGGAGCAGAAGCUACUCAAACUUGCUUUUCUUGGUGCGAAACUCGAGCCAGAUGGCCAUCCAUGGUCGUCCUGAGAAAGGCCUGAGAUUGUGCAGGUGCGGGUAGAGAAAUGAGGCUGUACUAGGAGGAUUUUGUUGAGACUCGAGGUCGUGCUGUGGUAGUGAAUCCCUUAGGCGCGCAGUGCAGGACCCUGAGCAAAUGAUCUCGAGUCAACAAGGUGCAGGUCUCUUAACAACGGUCUACGCACAGGCAUCUACUCGACACCUUCUGCCGUCAAAUUUCAAGCUCUG
This is a messenger RNA of Macroventuria anomochaeta, 747 nucleotides long. RefSeq lists its product as uncharacterized. The transcript is spliced from 3 exons. The coding region runs from base 1 to 531 and encodes 176 amino acids. Lineage: Eukaryota; Fungi; Ascomycota; Dothideomycetes; Pleosporales; Didymellaceae. The record is from RefSeq and is a predicted model, not a curated record.